Molecule: messenger RNA, 638 nt
Organism: Punctularia strigosozonata HHB-11173 SS5
Lineage: Eukaryota; Fungi; Basidiomycota; Agaricomycetes; Corticiales; Punctulariaceae
Exons: 4
Coding region: 66-584 (172 amino acids)
Biological process (GO): error-free translesion synthesis; error-prone translesion synthesis
Cellular component (GO): nucleus
Molecular function (GO): DNA-directed DNA polymerase activity; deoxycytidyl transferase activity
Source: RefSeq, a predicted model, not a curated record
AAUACAUCGACUCCGGCGUGACCGGUCACCAGCGCGGUGAAAGGCGCGGCCCACCGAAAGAAUACAUGGACGACCGCUCCGCGAAGCUGAAGGAACAAUACCCUGGCCAGACCUUCGACGACCCGUCUGCUUCGCUCGACGGGGAAUCUUCUUCCAAGCCUUCCUGGAUGAAGACCAGACUCGAGAAGAAGAUCUUCAGAGGCCUACGAAUAUACAUCGACGGCUAUACCGGAUACACCACAGACCAGGAGCUGAAGCGCCUCAUCGCGCUUGGCGGAGGCGAAGUGCUGCACAGCGCCUCUCGGGCGACCCAUAUCCUCACCUCCAUGCAACUAUCCGCGAGCAAGAUGCACAAGUGGCUGACCACUACCCGUCAAAAGCCACACAUCCUGAAACCUACAUGGCUCGAGGAAUCCGUCGACGCCGGACGCCGGCUUCCCGAGCGGCACUACAGCAUGCUUAAAGAACGGCUGAAGGAUAUGCGGGAGAUCGCUUGGGAUGUCGAUGGUGUAAAGACCAUAACAGCGGUUCCAGCUGAAAGAAGUCUCGUGGAGAUGUUUGGUGGUACUAGCUCAAAGAAUUAGCGCCUUCGGACUUACGGGCCCCGCGUGCGGGACAUUAUUCCUGUUUAAACCAAU